AUGGUGUGCUUAGGCACGCAUGGGAACAGUAUGUGGAAGCUUCUCAUAAUGGUAACGUGUCUGGCGGGCAGUGGCCUUGCCCGUCCGGACGUCUCGCACCUGCUGAAGAAGACGAGCGGUGACAAGCAGAAACGGCAGAACUUCAUCAGCGCCUCCGCUAGCCUCGAUGGGAACGGAGUGCUGUUGACCGAAAUUAAGUCCGGUGACGCGGCAAACGUGGAGUCCUUGAUACCGCAGAUUACACUGCUGCCGCUGGAAGAGAACCAACCGUCACCGUUCCGGCGACUGGAGGAUCGGUCGGGGUAUGACUAUCAGAAGCCCGACUUUCCGCUCGAUGUCCAUCCGGACUCGAACCUAGUCAGCCCCGUGUCCACGCAGGCACCGGAGUAUCUUCCUCCGGAAGGAGGCGAGGAGUCAUCGAAUGUUGAUAAAGUGGUACCACCGGGUGUUUCUUCGACAACGACAACCACAACACCCACUACUAGGACUCCAACGACUACGACGACGACGACAACGACGACAACGACGACGACCACUCCGGCUCCAUCGACGUACGGCGUUUCCACCACUCAGCAAGAGUUCGACGACAGCGACGGGUACGGCUAUAAGAAGCCGGAGGUAAUGCUUCCGCUUAACAUCAACGAAGUGAUCGGUGAAGCAAGCGACAUUAAUCAACUUGCGACGACCACGGAACCAACGACGACCACAACGCCAAAGGCGUCCCUUGAGUAUCUACCGCCAAAGCCACGACCGGAGUUGGUGGUUCCCAAGCAACCGAGUACCACCACGGGUCAACCACAGACUGAACCAUCCACUUACCCGUCGAGCGUUAGCUCCACGACCCAGUACCAGCUGCCAACGGAACCACAAGCCUACCCGAAGCAACCAGAAGUAUCGAUCUAUCCGGACGCCUCGGGAUCGGUGUCGACCGUUGUGACGCAACAGACUUCCACCGAGUUGCCUUCCACGUCCGCACCGGAGUAUCUACCUCCGGACGACAAUGGGUUCCAGAUUAUCGUUAGAAUUGACUCGGAGGGCAAUGAGACGAGCACAACGACCGUAAGCAGUGCCAGUAGUACUACUACUUUCGUUCAAUCCACGGAGCAAGCCACGACGCUGCUGCCAGCACUACCUGAAGCGGACAGUUUGGUGCAACAGGAGUUCGAGCAACAGCCAUCCAGCACCCAGCAGGACGAACAGACAACAACCACGACGAACGCUUUCGUGAGCAGCACCACGCUUCUGACUGGAGAGUCGACGGGGACUCCCAUCGAUGAAACUUCCUCCAUGAUAUCGCUGAUCAACCAGCUUCAGGAGAUGAACCAGAUAGCGCCGCAGGCUGAUUUCGUUCCGGAAGUACGACUUGCCGACGACGAUGUUACAACGGUUACCUCUAGUGCGGCCCCAUCCACUACCACAACGUUCUCGUCCACGUUUACUACCGCCGCCGUGACUUCACCGGCGACCGAGGAACCAACGGAGCGCAGUGCAACAGAAGCACCCACCACGGAAGCCCCACUGUCACUGGAGUCUAGACUCGGUUCCGAAGAGACGACAGAUUUUUCCCUUCUAGAUCUACUUUCCCCAACGACUACGUCCACGGUUGCUCCUGAACUCGUUGUCGUCCAGAAUGACACGAUCACGACGUACCAUCCAACGUCCACGGGACAGACGGUGGACCAGACGACAGCCACAACCGCUGCCGCCGUCGAGUCGAGUGCGGACGAGUCGGAGAUUCAGUCGAGGAUAGCAGAUCCCAACGAUGGCUACAACUACGAGGCCCCGGAGAACGGUCUCGCGGUGCCAUCUGCCGUCGCACCUUCCCAUACGCUCGAGGCGGACGGGUAUCACUACAAAGUUCCCUCGGUGCCGUUCCCUUAG
Anopheles coustani is the source of this 1881-nucleotide messenger RNA. Its product is annotated as mucin-2-like. The transcript is spliced from 2 exons. The coding region runs from base 1 to 1881 and encodes 626 amino acids. Lineage: Eukaryota; Metazoa; Arthropoda; Insecta; Diptera; Culicidae. The record is from RefSeq and is a predicted model, not a curated record.